Messenger RNA from Brassica napus (rape), 3516 nucleotides. Its product is annotated as transcription factor LRL1-like. Gene Ontology annotation, biological process: regulation of transcription by RNA polymerase II. Gene Ontology annotation, molecular function: DNA-binding transcription factor activity, RNA polymerase II-specific; protein dimerization activity; RNA polymerase II cis-regulatory region sequence-specific DNA binding. The transcript is spliced from 6 exons. The record is from RefSeq and is a predicted model, not a curated record. NCBI's taxonomy places the organism in Eukaryota, Viridiplantae, Streptophyta, Magnoliopsida, Brassicales, Brassicaceae. The coding region runs from base 91 to 1137 and encodes 348 amino acids. Gene Ontology annotation, cellular component: nucleus.
UCACGGAUCAAAAUCUAGUUUCACUUUAUAAUAGUUAAGCCCAACCUCUCAACAUUUACAACUCCUUCCUCCGAAGAAAAAGUGUGGAAGAUGAUGGACUCCCUUCUAACUCCUUCAACUUCUUCCCAUAUGCAAACUCCGGCGACUACUUUCGACCACGAAGACUUCCUAAACCACAUCUUUGCCUCCGCUCCAUGGCCCUCGGUGGACGAAACUCAUGCUCCUCAGCCUCCUCCCUCUGAUGGCUUCGUGGACUCGAGGAAUCAACAGAUCAUGAUGAUGCCUUUACAAUCUCAUCAGCAAAACGACAACGUUGAUGGCUCCUCCGCCCAUGCUCUUUACAAUGGCUUCGCCGCCACCAGAUCUCUUCCUUUCCACAUCCCUCAGGGGUCGGGAGGUGGACCGAUGCACCAACAAGGCCAAACGCAAAGGCAACCACAACAGCAAGCGAGUGCGUCGACAGAUACUGGUGGUACUGCGGUGUCUCCGUCCCAUAGUAGGACUAAAGUCCGAGCUAGGAGAGGUCAAGCUACUGAUCCUCACAGUAUCGCCGAGAGGUUACGGAGAGAGAGAAUUGCGGAGAGAAUGAAAGCUCUUCAAGAACUUGUUCCUAACGGCAAUAAGACAGACAAGGCAUCGAUGCUCGAUGAGAUUAUAGAUUAUGUUAAGUUCUUACAACUCCAAGUCAAGGUUCUGAGCAUGAGCAGAUUAGGUGGUGCUGCUUAUGUUUCUUCUCAAAUCUCUGAGGCAGGUGGGUCCCACGAGAGCGCGUCAUCCGCCGUCGCCGGGGGUAACCAGCCUACCGGAAACUCCAACGACGGCUUGACGAUGACGGAGCAUCAAGUGGCGAAGCUAAUGGAAGAAGACAUGGGCUCGGCGAUGCAAUACCUUCAAGGAAAAGGUCUUUGUCUCAUGCCUAUAUCUUUAGCCACUGCCAUCUCAACCGCCACGAGCCACACGCGUAACUCUUUGAUCCCUGGAGCUGCCGAUGUCGGAGGUAGCCCUUCUUCUUCCAAUCUAUCCGGCAAGACCGUACAGACAAUGAACACGUUGAAGUUAAAUAGCAACGGUAACGGCAUGCCUGAGGGAUCGUCGUCUAUCGCCGUCAAAGAGGCGGUAACCAUUUCGAAGCCGUGAUAACCAUUCUCUUUUUCACUUUUGGGGUUAUGCAAAGAGAUACCAAAACAAAACAUAAAAAGUGGGUGUUUUUUUGAUGUGUACUCUCUCAACGAUGCCAUAUUUCUCGUAGAGUUUUGGUUCUUUUACUUUUCUUUUUUUUUUUUGCUAAAAUUUUUGGUUCUUUUACUUGCUACUACAAAACCACAUUACAUUUUCCCCUUUAAAUAUACCUAUGUUUUAUAUAAUAAAGUCGGUUAACGUAAACUACAAUUGUCAAAUAUUAUAAAUAACAUAACUACAUGAUCUGAUUGGUUUGUGUCAAACAAAGAACAAAGAACUUAUGUUCAAAAAUAUAUGCAAAAAUUAGAGUUUUAAGCGAACGAUAGUUUAGGAAAAUAUAUAUGAGGUUAAAUGAAUUUUAGUAUCAACAAAUUCAAAGGGUUCAGGAUUGAAUCUCAUACGGCCGGCGGCUCAGGUUGAUGAUGAUUAAAUGUGGAUCCUCAUAAAACAUGUAGAAUUAUCGGUUGUAAUAUCGUUUAUGAUUCUUCUAAUUUGUAAUAGUAUAUUUGACAAAAUAAAAAAUGAUGUAAAAGUGAGUUUGAAUACAUAAAGUAUGAAUUAGUUAGUUUCCUCCUCCUGUGGUGCUUUUUUACCAAAACUCAUGCGUUAUAGGAGACUCUCUAUAACAAUAUAAGUAGGAAAUUAUGAUGUUGCAUAUCCUUUUUAACACUGGAUAAUUAUGAUAUUAUAAAUUAUGAAAAAUAUUAUUUUACGUUCAACGAUUCUAGCUUUGUUAUAUAUGAGGGUUCACGUCUAACUGUAUCACAUUAGCCGUCCUAUGAAAUUUACGUUUAACGAUAUUCCUUUCACCAUGCUACAUAUUUCUUUUUGUUUUUGUUUUUAAUUUAUUAGAAGGUUUGGUCCGAAGCUCUAAUAUUCCAAAACCCGAAACUACAUCAUAUAAUAUUAGUUUUGUCCGAAGGAGAUUAUUCAAACUGAGAACCUUUGACACAAUGACCAGAAUUCUUUCUAAUUGAACUAAUGAUCUAUGGUAAUGCUACAGAUCUCAAAAUCAAUACAUCCUGACGUAUAUCUUUAUUGCUAUUUGACAUAGAUUAUGGUUUCCAAGUAACAACCGUAAAGUUAAACUGUUCUUAGCAAACAAAAAAAGGAAGGCCAAUAUUCUUCAGCUGAAACAUACAAGCAGAAAAACAAAUAUAAUCAAAACAUUGUAUAUAUCUGUAAAGAGAAAUAUGUAACUAAUAAAACUUACAUGUAGAUAAUUAUGUUGUAUAUCUUUGUUGUAACCAAGCUUGGAAAACAAAACAAGGAAGGCUUGGCCGGAUACUAUUCUUCAGCUGAAACAUGCAAGAAGAAAAACAAAUAUGAUUAGAACAUUGUAUUUUGGAAGAGAAAUACGUAACCAAAAUUUACAUUUAGAUUACAAAGAAAUGAAUAUGAAAUCUGAGAAUAUAUAAAAAUUAAUGUUUCAUAAAUCAUUAAGUGGCAGCUAAGCCUUUUUAUAAGAGAUUGUUGAUUAGACGGAUGUCUAAAUUAAUUCUUUUAGCAUAAAAAAAUUAUUUAGUCAAAGUCAGAUUUUCAGAUUAAGCGUACUCCUAAACCGAUUUAAGAACACUGGUAAAAAUACUCAUAUAGUGAAUAUAAUACACAAAUGACAAACGAUUCGGCUAAACUAAUUAUAGGUGGUGUUAAGAAAUUCACAUAAAUUAAAAAUAAUAUUUAUAUCCAAAAUAUUUUUUUUACUUUAUAUAUAUUAAGGAUAUUUGAAAGAUUGAGUGAAUAAUUAUAAUAUUUUAAAAUUAAUAAUUACAGAAUUAUCUAAUUUAGUUUGUGAAUAAUUAUUUACUUUUUAAAAAGUUUGUUUCCUUCAUAUAAUAUUAUACAUAUCUUUUGUUUCGUUUUUGAAAGAUUUUUUUUUUUAAAUUCCAAAUUUGUUUAAAUUUCUAUCUUUAUGUUAAUAUUAGUGGUAAAAUUUUUUAAUAUUUAAUUUUAGUUGAUAUACUUAAUAUAUACGUCUACAAUCAUGCCAAUUACUUGACACCACGUAUGACCUUAUGUUAUUUACUUACUUCUUACGUAAUAAGAUAAGGUUGUAAUAAACACUACAUUUGACUUCCGGGUUACCAAAAUAGCACGAGGGGAAGAAACCCUCCUCUUCAUCAAUAGCUACUUCUCGACCUUUUUUUUUUUUGUUUAAGGAGAGAUCUUGUCUGACUUCUAAGGCUCUAAGACUUUUGGUCCAGUUUGUUUGGUACGUAAAACUAGGUUCUCUUUUUAUCUUUUAGUAUUGGAUUUGAUACGAUGUUUUCAUUGUUUAAUGGCAAAUCUCAUUUUUGUAGUAAAUUCGGAUCGGUUUUGGAUCGUAGAGUGUUAAGA